CCUAGACGAGCUGUAGCGUGACCAACAACAUGUCCGACGACAACAAAGCAAAUAGCUUCUGGAGAAAGGCAUAUCGCGCCUUUGCUCCUGAAGCCGAAAAGGGUGAUGAUGGGCGGGAUAACUGGCCUUCGAGAACGGCCUUCGUCCUCGCCUGCAUGGGAGGUACUGUUGGUCUGGGAAACCUCUUGCGAUUCCCGUCGAUUGCCUUCCAAAACAAUGGAUUACAAUGGUUCAUACCAUAUUUCAUGGCAGUCUUCCUUCUGGCUAUCCCUGUAGUCAUUCUUGAGGUGGCCAUCGGCCAGGCCUACCGCGGCGGAUGCCUCGUCGCAUACGACCACAUAUCACGCCGGACCAAAGGCCUCGGGCUUGCUCUCGUCAUGAACGGCUACAUAGUCUGCAACUACUUUGUUCCCAUCCUGGCCUGGGUCAUGAUCUAUUUCCGACAUUCAUUCUCCAACCCACUUCCGUGGGCUGAAGACAGCCAGGACUUCUUCGACAAUCAAGUCGUCCAAGCCGUGUCGGGCAUCCCAGGAGAGAUUGUCGACGGCUCCGUGACUAGCUACACCUCAUACCCAGAGAUGGGGAUGGUAGGCGAGAUUGUCGGGUGGAGCGCCUUCACCUGGUUUGUAGUCUGGCUCUGCAUGUUCAGCGGUGUUGGAAUGACGGGCCGCGUGGUUUACUUUACCAUGGGGAUGCCGAUCGUGAUGAUCAUCAUUCUCCUUGGUCGCGGUGCAUCCAUGGAGAAUGCAGUCGAGGGCAUCAAGCUCUAUGUGGCCGAGUGGCAUGGCGAUAAGCUUGGGCGACCCGCCAUUUGGCAGGCUGCUGCGAGUCACAUAUUCUUCUCCAUUGGCGCAGGCAUGGGUUAUUACACCUCAUAUGCUUCGUAUAACCAAAAGUUUUCCAACGCAGUGCAGGACGCACUCAUCAUUGCUUGUAGCAAUUCGGCCAUCGAGGUCUCAGCAGGUUUUGCUGUCUUCGGCAUUGUUGGCUAUCUCGGAAUUCGGCCAGACAGUGGUGAAGUACUUGGGACGUACAACCUGGCCUUCAUCACUUUACCUGCCGCCUUUGUGCAGAUGCCCGGGAGCAACUUUUGGGCCGUGAUUUUCUUCAUCACAAUCAUGGUGCUCGGGUUCAGCUCUUGCUUUGCCAUGCUCGAGUCGCUGGUGACCCUGGUCAUGGAUACGGGGAUUUCAAAGCGGGUUUCACGCGUCGCUGUCUCGACCGUCAUCAUCAUCGUCUCGUUUCUUCUUUCGCUCAUGUACUGCACUCACUUUGGCAGAGAUCUGCUCAACGCGGUUGACGCCUGGAUCAGCGAUCUGUCUUUGGUGGGCAUCGUCGCCCUCGAGUCUGUGGUGUCCACUACCGUUUACCGUUUCCGCGAUGUUACGGGACAGGUAGGCCUGCCGGCAUUCGCCAUCUUCAACGGCGGCUACGCGCUGGCGUUUGUCCUGGGUCUGAUUAUCGCACAUCACGUGUCUCCCGAGGCUGGCGCUGGCGCGGGAUUCGGUAUUUUCAUUGCCGCCCUCUUGUUGUGUGUCUUCAUGGCGAGGACACCCUCGGUACCGGCCCCCAGGUUCUGGGGCGGUAAUCCUCUGCUCAACAAGUUGUGGUGGCUGGCCUUCUACUCUGGAAACCAACUCCGUCGUGAUCUGAACGUCACAGUCGCGCAAGGCAACAACUGGGCCAUCCCCUUCUUCUGGGCACCGGUACUCAAGUACAUCUCGGCGCCGAUCCUGCUCAUCGUCUUCUCGCUCGGAUACCCCAAAUUCACCUCGAGGAUGCAGGAUCCCCUCGAGAUUCUUGGUUUUGCCAUAUCCCACUGUAUCAUCGCGGUAGUCCUCCUCGGCUUCCUCCUCCCCCGGUGGUUUGACGUCUUCAUCCCAGAGCAGCGCCGCAACGAGGGCAUCCUGCCUUAUGCGCCUGGCGUUACGCUGGGCACGUCGCCGGAGGAUGCUGCACGCGGCGCGACGGAGGCCGGAGUUGACAGGAACAUUGAUGGCGUUGACGACAUGCAGGAGAGCAAACCAGUCGACAGUGGUGAGGUCGAUGGCACUAGAACUCCGAGCGAUGACCUGUCGGACAAGAGGGUCGAUGUUGACGAUCGUGUUCAGAGUGACCCCAAGACUAAGCCUGUGAUGAACGAUGUCAACUGAUGUUAACGAGCAAGUAGCGGUGAUUUCUUGUUGUUUCGUGGACGAAGUGCUUACUUGGUAGAUUCCCCCCCCC
Messenger RNA from Pyricularia oryzae 70-15, 2226 nucleotides. RefSeq names its product creatine transporter. Gene Ontology annotation, cellular component: membrane. Bases 30 to 2153 code for a protein of 707 amino acids. Gene Ontology annotation, biological process: sodium ion transmembrane transport. Lineage: Eukaryota; Fungi; Ascomycota; Sordariomycetes; Magnaporthales; Pyriculariaceae. The transcript has 5 exons. The record is from RefSeq and is a predicted model, not a curated record.